AGCAGCAGCAGCUAGAACGUUCCCCAUUUCUCUACAAUAAAAAAUCUCCCUUCAAGUUUCUUAUAUAUAAACCCUUCAUUUGAGGCAGAUUACGCAGAAAGCAAGUUUUAGCUGAAAUCAAAGCAGCCAGCAUCUCAGAGAGAAGGAAGAGAGAAAAUGAGGCAGCUUUCCUUUGUGUUCAACUUCAUGCCAUUACUACUAAUGGUUAUGCUAUGUUUUCCUGGGUUGUCAAACGGGUCUUUGAUCCCGUUCCUUGAUCGUCCAGGCAGCCUGUUCUCUGAUCUCUGGCAGGAUCGGUUCUUAGACCCGUUCCGUGUCUUGGAGCAUGUCCCAUUAGCAUUAGACAAGGAUGAAAGCUUGGCGCUUUCUCCAACCAGGGUAGAUUGGAAGGAAACACCGGAGGGUCACGUUGUCAUGUUGGAUGUGCCGGGGCUGAAGAAGGAUGAGCUGAAGAUCGAGGUGGAGGAGAACAGGGUGUUGAGAGUGAGUGGGGAGAGGAAGAGGGAGGAGGAGAAGAAGGGUGAUCACUGGCACCGGGUGGAGAGAUCAUACGGCAAGUUCUGGAGGCAGUUCAGGUUGCCAGACAACGUAGAUUUGGAUUCUGUCAAGGCUAAGCUUGAGGAUGGAGUGCUGACUCUGUCGUUAGCCAAGUUGUCACCUGACAAAAUCAAGGGUCCAAAGCAGGUCGCCAUUGAGGGAGGAGAGGAUGAGACUGCAAAGCUGCAGAGUGGUGAAGCCAAGCAGGAGCUUUGAAAGCUUUUUCUCCUCCACGCGAAGUUGUUGAGACUUUAAGAGUGAGGUUUUGAGAGGAGUACCUGUAAAGGAAUAAAAGUUUAUCUUGACUUCACCAUUAUGUCUAAAUUCGUGAAUGUAAUAUAAUAAUAUGCAUUUG
Molecule: messenger RNA, 892 nt
Organism: Rubroshorea leprosula
Lineage: Eukaryota; Viridiplantae; Streptophyta; Magnoliopsida; Malvales; Dipterocarpaceae
Source: the annotation of a GenBank genome assembly